CAACUCUGCUUAGACCUCAUGGAAAUGAUAUCGCAGAUGCCGUCGAUGAAGGAUAUGCUAUUUCGUUUCUUGAGGCACACGAGAACAGAUCGGAGGUUAAUGUUGGUGGAAUUGUCAAGAGGAAAAGUAAGAGAACAGGGUACUACUAUACUGAUGAUGAGGACGAUGACGAGGACGAUGAUUGGGAUGACGACGAUGGAGAUGACGAUGGCACGGAUACUGUUAACAGCAGCGAUACUAACUGA
Molecule: messenger RNA, 245 nt
Organism: Alternaria postmessia
Lineage: Eukaryota; Fungi; Ascomycota; Dothideomycetes; Pleosporales; Pleosporaceae
Exons: 1
Source: RefSeq, a predicted model, not a curated record